AAGAGCCAUCACUCACCAUGCAGCGCUGGUCAGCAAGUAGUAGCGCCAACGACUCGGACAGUAGCGAGGAUACACAACGUCAGCAUCAGGAUGAACGUCUCAAGCGGCGUCAACGCGUCAAGCGACGCAACACAGCGCGUAACGCCGCCAGUGACUCUAGUGAUUAUUCCACAACCACCUCUCGAGCACUUGCUGCCGCCGAAAUUGAUGAGAAUGAAAAAGCCAAUAAUGUGGUUGAAAAAGAUUUUAACUCGCGUUGGUCACCACUGAAAAACGCCCUGCGCUCUCUCACCCUGACCAACCCUCGGGGGACCAAGCCAAAAAGCGAGAGCAAGAAGAUCCUUCGCUCGCCGGUGGCUCACGUGUACGUGAAAGGACCCUCCGGCUUGCCGACGCAACGGGUGCCUCUUGGCGCUGCUAACUUUACCGACUUCUGUUGCGUUCAACGUUCUGUGGCGCUUCGUGCGCUGCUGCUUGAGCCUUGAUCUGUGAGGACCAACAUUGACAAAAAACAUAGCCAUUGUGACCUUGUAUAAUAUGUAAUUGUGAUAAAAAGAGGAUGACUACCUUUAUGGUGCCUGAAUGUAAAUCAUUAGUCUCUGGCUUUUUGCUAACAAAAAUCCGCACUCUAAAAGGCUAAAAUAAUUUUGGCAGUUUUAUUGGAAUGCAGGGCUACGAAACGCAAGCGACACAAUUGCAUUGUGAGAGGCGUAAAAAUGGUGUUAUGUGGUCUGGUUGGUUCGUAAUAAUAAUUAACAGACAUCUCAAACCAUUUUUAAUUUUCUUUGUGUGUUAUAUU
Messenger RNA from Neocloeon triangulifer, 799 nucleotides. RefSeq lists its product as uncharacterized. Bases 18 to 485 code for a protein of 155 amino acids. The record is from RefSeq and is a predicted model, not a curated record. The transcript has 2 exons. NCBI's taxonomy places the organism in Eukaryota, Metazoa, Arthropoda, Insecta, Ephemeroptera, Baetidae.